Messenger RNA from Alligator mississippiensis (American alligator), 1535 nucleotides. RefSeq names its product microtubule associated protein RP/EB family member 3 (gene MAPRE3). Gene Ontology annotation, molecular function: microtubule plus-end binding. The transcript has 7 exons. Gene Ontology annotation, cellular component: cytoplasmic microtubule; microtubule plus-end; spindle midzone. The record is from RefSeq and is a predicted model, not a curated record. NCBI's taxonomy places the organism in Eukaryota, Metazoa, Chordata, Crocodylia, Alligatoridae. Gene Ontology annotation, biological process: regulation of microtubule polymerization or depolymerization; protein localization to microtubule plus-end; spindle assembly. The coding region runs from base 89 to 937 and encodes 282 amino acids.
UGCGCGGUGCCCCCCCCUUGCAGAGCCCGGCUGCUGCAGACGGAGGCAGAGCGGCGGCCGCGACCUCCGCCCCCGCGCGCGCUGGGGCAUGGCCGUCAAUGUGUACUCCACGUCGGUGACCAGCGAGAACCUGAGCCGCCAUGACAUGCUGGCCUGGGUCAACGACUCCCUGCAGCUCAACUACACCAAGAUCGAGCAGCUCUGCUCAGGUGCCGCCUACUGCCAGUUCAUGGACAUGCUGUUCCCGGGCUGCGUGCAUCUGCGCAAGGUGAAGUUCCAGGCCAAGUUGGAGCACGAGUACAUCCACAACUUCAAGGUGCUGCAGGCCGCUUUCAAGAAGAUGGGAGUCGACAAGAUCAUCGCGGUGGAGAAGCUGGUGAAGGGGAAGUUCCAGGACAACUUUGAGUUCAUCCAGUGGUUCAAGAAGUUCUUCGACGCCAACUAUGACGGAAAGGAGUACAACCCGCUGCUGGCGCGGCAGGGCCAGGACGUGGCACCGGCCGCCAACCCAGGUGAUCACAUCUUCAACAAACCCAAGAGACCCAUUGGUACUGCAGUCCCCCAGAGAACCUCCCCCACCGGCCACAAGACCAUACAGAACCCCACGCGCGUCAGCAACGUGGUCACCAGCAACGUGGUGCGGAAAAACCCCCCGGCUGCCCGCAACGGCGGGGGCAGCGAAGCCGAUGCCCAGAUCCUCGAGCUCAACCAGCAGCUGAUGGACCUGAAGCUGACGGUGGACGGGCUGGAGAAGGAGCGGGAUUUCUACUUCAGCAAGCUGCGGGACAUCGAGCUCAUCUGCCAGGAGCACGAGAGUGAGAACAGCUCUGUCAUCGCUGGCAUCAUCACCAUCCUCUACGCCACCGAGGAAGGCUUCGCGCCUCCCGAGGACGACGAGCUGGACGAGGCGCAGCCCGAGGACCAGGACGAGUACUAGCCGCGGCCCUGGAGGGCCGGCGCCGCCCGCCCGCCGCGCUGUCACACAUUAUAGCCGUUUCCAACCCACCCGGCGCCGGUGUCUGUGCGUCCGGCAGCUCCGCCGCGCCCCACGGACGGCUGCCCCACCACGCGAGGAGAGCGACACUGUACAUAGGCCCCGGGGCGGCGCGGGGCCCGGCCCCGGCCCCGCCGCCCCUAUUUAUUUCCGUUGCUGUCUGUGGUGUGAGCCCCGCCGCGCUGCCCCUGCCCCUGGGCACCGGAGGCCCCGGGAGGUCCCUGCCCCGCGGGGGUCCCGCUUGCGCUUGUUGGGCCGGGGAGGAGCGGGGGCACCCAGCGCCCGCCCCCCUUCCCCGGCACCGGGCUCAGACUCUUUAUUUAUUUAUUUCCCGUGGGGGUGUGAGUUUGGGGGUCCCCGUCUGCCCCGGGGUCGCGGGGGGGGUAGCUCCGCGCGUGCCCCCUGCCCCAGCACCGGGGGGGGGAGGGGGGCGCCCCUGCACGCGGUCCCGCUGGCCUGACGAGGAGCCCCGGGCCCGCCCCCCCGCCCCCCCCCGCCGCAUCUGUGUUCGGUUUUAUUUAAAAUAAACUGGUGUGGUGCA